Molecule: messenger RNA, 1869 nt
Organism: Alternaria atra
Lineage: Eukaryota; Fungi; Ascomycota; Dothideomycetes; Pleosporales; Pleosporaceae
Exons: 3
Coding region: 1-1869 (622 amino acids)
Source: RefSeq, a predicted model, not a curated record
AUGGAGCCUGAACAUUCCCAGGCCGCGGUGUCGAAGCCGUCAUUGAUCAUGGUGCGAUCCGCCUGGCUGGCAAUAUCUUCAUCGACACACGUUGAUGUACAAGAUUUUCGAGUCAUUGAUGUCCAGAAACGUUGCGUUGUACGGGCAAAUGCCAAGGUCGACUACGCGGCGCUCAGCUAUGUCUGGGGGAACGCGAAGCGCCUCACACUCUCCAAACACAAUGAAGCCUGGCUUUCUACACCCGGCGCACUGGCACAAGAUGAAGAAAACGUCCCGAAAACCUUCAGAGACGCCUUGAAAGUGGCUGCUGCCCUAGGAAUCGCGAACUUGUGGGUAGACGCAUUGUGCAUCGACCAAGGAAAUCCUGAACAAGUCACACAUCACAUGGACGCAAUGAACACCAUCUAUGGCAGUGCUAUUCUCACUAUCGUUUCGACUGCUGAAAAUGCCAACUCAGGUCUUCCUGGUAUCAGUUUUCCCCGUGGACCUCCCCAGGUGACCUUCCAAUAUAAUGGAGCUUGCUAUUUAAGUUCUAAACCAACAUUCGGGACGGCCCUGCAAGAUUCUCCUUGGGAGAAACGCGCGUGGUGUCUGCAAGAAAAGCUCUUCUCUGCUAGACUCCUGGUUUUCACAGAUAAUCAGGCUUUCUAUCAUUGUGGCGCAGCGACGUGGUUCGAGGAUACAAUCAUGGAAUUGAAGGAAAGCCUUCAUGGCGCUGUACAAAUGAGAGAGAAAACAAAGAACGAGAGAAAAAGCGAACUUGAGGACCGCCCAUCGUAUCCGGCCUACGAUACUCACCGUACAGCCUUCGAAGACAGGAAUUUCUGGUCGCUUGUACAAAGCUAUAGUCAGCGGGAGAUAUCCUACGAAGAGGAUGUGAUACGCGCCUUUGGAGGAAUUCUACGAUCGGUAGAAGCAGACCAUGGUCAUGCUAUAUGGGGAAUCCCUCAAUAUCAUUUUUUAAGAGGACUGUCAUGGUAUCAGGGCCAGCAUCAGAUGAGCCUACGUCGAGAGGGGUUUCCAAGCUGGAGCUGGGCAGGAUGGCGUACUCAUGGCAUUGACUUGUCCUUUGCGAAUUGCAAGAGGAAAAAUACCGAUAUUGGUGUCUCCUAUGGUCGAUAUCGUGUUGCUCGAGGCAAGCAAGCUGAACGCUCCGUGUGGGAUCUCUCCUGGUACUACCAUGCGACUGAUGAACCCGGUGGCCAAUUAAGAGCUGUACAGCUUGAACCCCAAAAUCGUAACGCGGAGCCUGAAAGUGCCCCUCUCCCGGAUGCAGCAACAGAACAGCCCAUGGAUCCAGGUAGUGUGUUUCUUUUUCCGAGAAAUCCUGAGUGGUUUCACGCAUCACGAAAGGACCCGGAAUCCCUGGAGAAAGCCAAUAUGAAGUACAAAUACUUGCACGAAUGGGACCUACUUGGCCACCCGGAAACUGUACAACCUACCCACGAACCAUUGCCACCCCUUGUGCCAGGGCCAGGAAUGCCUAAAUUAUCGCAUAUCCUCCGGUUCUACACCAGCGUUGCUACAGUGCUGGUCCAUCCUGGCCUGAUCAGGUCUGACUGGACUGGUAAAGGAGAACAUCCCCUCCUUAUCCCUGGCACUGACACUGAGCUCGCUAGGGUGGAGCUGGACCCGCUCUGGUCUGGCAUUGGUAAGACUCAUAGCCUUGUUUAUAUAUCGAGACACUGUCGCGAGUAUAUCACGUAUGAAGAGCAGGACAGUUCUGAUCCAGAGAAACUGCACCUCUUACUAGUUGAGAGUGUUCCGGGAUGGGGUGAAGUGAAGAGCAGGGUGCAGUUGGUGCAAGAAGUCAGUAUAUUGGACUGGAGGAAGGCGAACCCAAGGUGGGAACUGGUAAACCUGGGAUGA